Diaporthe amygdali is the source of this 390-nucleotide messenger RNA. RefSeq lists its product as uncharacterized. The transcript is spliced from 4 exons. The coding region runs from base 1 to 390 and encodes 129 amino acids. The record is from RefSeq and is a predicted model, not a curated record. Lineage: Eukaryota; Fungi; Ascomycota; Sordariomycetes; Diaporthales; Diaporthaceae.
AUGGCGGCUUCAGCGUCGUAUUGGGCCGACACCUUCUCGAAAUUCAUCGUCAGCUUACCGAGCUGCGCACCCUUCACGACAUUCCUCCAGCUUCAUCGGACCGAGACCAUUGGUCUCAUUUGCAACCCGACGCCUUUGAUCCACGAGGAGGACCCUGGGAUCGUACGGCUCCGGUCCCAGUUCAUGCAAGAUAACCUUGAUCAGAUUGCAGAUCAGUUCCUGCGUAGGAUGGUGCAGCCCUGCGAGCGUGGGCGUGCAUGCGGUUUCUCGAGGCAGUUGGAGAGAUUGCUCGGUGGUACCGAUGAUAUCCGCUACCUUGCUCACCGCUCUCAACAACGAUUUCGGUCACCAGCUGGGGAGCCUGGACUUGAAAGCCUCAACACAUCGUGA